CGUCCCCGGCGGCCGCGCUGCACUGUGGGUACGCCCGUGACUGAUGAAUAUUAAUGAUAAGAGCACCGACUGACCUGUAAACAAACAGGUAAAUGAUUGCCUGCGUUAUUGAUCUGAUCCAUCGCAGUCCCGGCGCCUUCAUCUGUUUCUGCUGUGAUUCUCCCUCCCAGCGCGGUUAUCGCUCGGUUAUGGGUGGUUUAUUAUAGCCUUGUAAACGAGGCUAGAGAAGAUUAACCAGCUGUCAUAAGAGACGCCUCCGGAACCGAGAACAGUGUCACCAUGUCUCUGAGUGGAGGAGCUGCUUGAUAUUGAUAUGCAUGCUGUUAUAUUGUUAUUCUCAGUGUCACCAUGUCUCUGAGUGGAGGAGCUGCUUGAUAUUGAUAUCCAUGCUGUUAUAUUGUUAUUCUCAGUGUCACCAUGUCUCUGAGUGGAGGAGCUGCUUGAUAUUGAUAUGCAUGCUGUUAUAUUGUUAUUCUCAGUGUCACCAUGUCUCUGAGUGGAGGAGCUGCUUGAUAUUGAUAUGCAUGUUGUUAUAUUGUUAUACUCAGUGUCACCAUGUCUCUGAGCGGGGAGGAGCUCCUGUGCAGCACGCAGCAAGUCAUUGCUGGGCUGGAGGCACUGAGGGGAGAGAACCGCAAUCUCCUGGACAAGCUGCAGGGGGCGCUACAGAGCAGGCAGCCAGAGGACUGCACCGGACUGGAGCAGGAGAAGAGUGGCAUCAUACUGGAGUCCCUGGAGAGAAUCGAACUGGGACUGGGAGAGGCACAGGUGAUGAUGGCUCUCUCUGCCCACCUGGGGGCGCUAGAGGCUGAGAAGCAGAAACUGAGGGCUCAGGUCCGGAGGCUCUGCCAGGAGAACCAGUGGCUGCGUGACGAGCUGGCCGGGACCCAGCAGAGACUGGGAGAGAGGGAGCAGGAGCUCGUCACCCUGGAGGAGCAGAACAGACACCUGAGCUUCAUGAGCAGCAUCCGCAAAUACGAUGAGGACCAGGAGCACAGCGGGGCACUGGAUGAGAAGGAAACUGCCUCUUUGAAGGACUCUCUCGAUGACCUGUUCCCCACAGACGAGGAGGAGCAAUCCCAAAUGUCUCGGCCUCACAGCAGUGCAGCAGCAGCAGCUCAGCAGGGUGGGUAUGAGAUCCCGGCCCGGCUGCGCACGCUUCAUAACUUGGUGAUCCAGUAUGCCUCUCACGGCCGCUACGAGGUGGCCGUGCCACUGUGCAAGCAGGCCCUCGAGGACCUGGAGAAAUCCUCCGGACACAACCACCCCGACGUGGCCACCAUGCUCAACAUCCUGGCACUCGUGUACCGAGACCAGAACAAAUACAAAGAGGCUGCAAACCUUCUAAAUGAUGCCCUGGCUAUUCGGGAGAAAACUCUGGGAAUGGACCACCCAGCGGUGGCAGCGACGCUGAAUAACCUGGCAGUGCUGUACGGGAAGAGGGGCAAAUACAAGGAGGCAGAGCCACUGUGUAAACGAGCCCUGGAGAUCAGAGAGAAGGUCCUGGGGACGGACCACCCUGACGUUGCGAAGCAGCUCAAUAAUCUGGCUCUGCUCUGCCAGAACCAGGGCAAGUACCAGGAGGUGGAGCUUUACUAUGAGAGAGCCCUGCACAUCUACCAGAGCCGGCUGGGCAGCGAUGACCCCAACGUAGCCAAGACCAAGAACAACCUGGCCUCGUGUUACCUGAAACAGGGGAAGUACCGGCAGGCGGAGGCUCUUUACAAGGAGAUCCUGACACACGCACACGAGAGGGAGUUCGGGUCAGUCGAGGGAGAUGGGCGGCCCAUUUGGAUUCACACAGAAGAAGGGAGCAACACACAGGACGGGCUGGGCAGUCUCAAGCGCAGUGGUUCGUUCACGAAGCUUCGAGAGUCGAUCCGCCGGAGCAGUGAGAAGCUUGUCAGGAAGCUGAAAGGAGUGGGAGCGACAGAGACAGCGCCCCGGAACCCUGGUAUGAAGCGAGCAAACUCCCUCAAUGUGCUCAACGUGGGGGGGAAGGCUGCGUCCGACUCCUGUCAGCCAAGUCCUAGCAGUCUGACAGAGUCCCGAGGCCUCAGCUCCAGCACUCAGAGUCUGGCUCGACGCGGAUCACUGAAUGCAGCCAGCUAGCACACACCUAGCACAGAGCCAGCACACCAUCAAGAACAGAGCCAGCACAGACCAAGAACACCCAGCACACCAUCAAGAACAGAGCCAGCACAGACCAAGAACACCCAGCACACACCAAGAACAGAGGCAGCACACAUCAAGAACACCCAGCACAGACCAAGAACAGAGCCAGCACACACCAAGAACACCCAGCACA
Acipenser ruthenus (sterlet) is the source of this 2308-nucleotide messenger RNA. Its product is annotated as kinesin light chain 1-like. NCBI's taxonomy places the organism in Eukaryota, Metazoa, Chordata, Actinopteri, Acipenseriformes, Acipenseridae. Gene Ontology annotation, cellular component: membrane-bounded organelle; cytoplasm; kinesin complex. Gene Ontology annotation, molecular function: kinesin binding. The coding region runs from base 556 to 2112 and encodes 518 amino acids. Gene Ontology annotation, biological process: axo-dendritic transport. The transcript has 13 exons. The record is from RefSeq and is a predicted model, not a curated record.